CGAAUCAUUAAUCCUAACAACUCCUCCAUGACAAAAUAAUCAUUCAACCUCUCUACACACAAAAGAAACAAGUAAGCAAAGAAAGCAAGAAAGGAUCUCAUUCAUCGAAUCUAAUUAAGAUGGUGAGUCUCUUUUCGUCGAGGAAAGGAAGCAAAGAAAGCAAGAACCCUUAUUCAAACCGGGGACUUGACAAGUUCUCUGCACUUCUCUCUGAGCUAGACGAGAAGAGACAGAACAUUCACGCAAAGAGGGUCGACUCUGAUGGGCCGCCUCUUGUUCGGUUUGUGUUCAAAAGCUCCGGCGAGUGUGUCCCUGUCAUGAUCAAGACAAAGAAGGGACCAAAGAAGAAGGAUGAUGCUCAAGACGAUCUCGUUGUCAAGACCGAGUCAAACACAAAGGAGGAAAAAGAAAUAAAGCCAGAAGCAAGGGAGCAUAAACAGAGAUGCGUAUUGAAAGAGAAUCUGAAGAAGUUUUCACGACCGAACCAUUUUUUGCCGGUGACAGCAAUCUUGGUUCUUAUAUUCUUAGUGUUUUUUGGACGAAGCGUUUCAACCAUGUGCACUUGUAUUGUUUGGUACUUGAUUCCGAUUAUCAAGGAACAAAGUAGAAAGAAAGGUUCAACAUACAAGACCAAAAAGAAGAAUAAGAAGAAAAUGAAUACAGAAAAUGGAGCAUCGCUUAACAAGAAGAUGGCUUGUGACCAAACUGUUCUCAAGGAGAAGUAUCCGCAUGUGGCUGCUCCUUGUAAAACCACCCGGUGA
Messenger RNA from Brassica oleracea var. oleracea, 761 nucleotides. RefSeq lists its product as uncharacterized. NCBI's taxonomy places the organism in Eukaryota, Viridiplantae, Streptophyta, Magnoliopsida, Brassicales, Brassicaceae. The record is from RefSeq and is a predicted model, not a curated record. The transcript has a single exon. Bases 120 to 761 code for a protein of 213 amino acids.